Molecule: messenger RNA, 1023 nt
Organism: Penicillium verhagenii
Lineage: Eukaryota; Fungi; Ascomycota; Eurotiomycetes; Eurotiales; Aspergillaceae
Exons: 2
Coding region: 1-1023 (340 amino acids)
Source: RefSeq, a predicted model, not a curated record
AUGUCGCCUAAGAAGCAGUCAACUUCAAAGACCAGCUAUGCGCCCGAGCGCGACUUCACAGAAGCUCUGGCCCCUGCGGUCCCACACCUGGCGCGCAUCCCCUCACCAGCGCGCUUCUCCCUGGUUGUCCUGACUAGUCUCAUCGUGAGCUCAGUUUCGUUUACUCUAACCUCCGACCUUACCGUUGGUGAUCUUGGACUGGUCAGCAAGCACUUGGAGGAGUGGUGGGAAGUGGGCGGGCUCGUGGCCUGGAAAGCUGUGGAGAUCGGACUAGCUUGGGUGCUGGGAUUCGAUAGCUGGGAUGUUGCCUCGUUUCUUUACAUAACUCACCUUCCCACCUACUCGCUCUUGACAUACUUCUACGGUGUCCGGCCGACAUCCACGAUCAUAUCCUACGCGAUCACAGUUCUUUCAACAGUGAUUCCUUUCUUCUUCCUUCGUCGCCCCACAUCGGUCCAUGACUUAUCGCACGCACCUUCCGGCGCAGUGGCCAACCGAUCUAUCUUACAAGAUCGCCCCACUACAAUCUACACUACACUUGCCGCGACCUCGAUUUUCACCGUUGUAUUGUAUGCCAGCUAUGCAUCCUGGCUCCCCGCCCAGUUGGUCGUGCACUUUGAGAGUAUUCCCGACAUUAGCGCUGCGCAUGCAGGUCCUGCCGGGCUCCCCGCUCUCUUCUUGACCCUCAUUCCCACCGGCUAUGCCGUGCGCGACUUCCUUUUCGUCAGCUCCACGGGUCACGCGACAAAUGUGCAAUCGGAUCCUACAGACCUGGAAGGAGAAUUAUUGAUCUCAGCCGUUUACCGCAAGACUUGGUGCCAGCUGUCGGCCAAGACUCGAAUUCUUACUUCCCGGACUCUUGUGCUUGCUGCUGGUGUGUUGCUCAAUACGGUUGUGCAGGUGGCAGGUACAAUCGACUGUGUCUCUGUUGAGGGAGCGUCGCUUUGGGGUGCGGUCUGGACGUUCGCGACAUUGGCUGUGGGUGCGGUCUUUGGCUGGAUUGAAGCCGUUGAUGGUGUAUGA